Molecule: messenger RNA, 3741 nt
Organism: Glossina fuscipes
Lineage: Eukaryota; Metazoa; Arthropoda; Insecta; Diptera; Glossinidae
Product: protein turtle homolog A
Exons: 17
Coding region: 24-2996 (990 amino acids)
Molecular function (GO): protein binding
Source: RefSeq, a predicted model, not a curated record
AUUGGCAUAUAGGAAAUUUCAUAAUGAAAUCAUGCGCUCCUACAUCGUUACUAACAUUAUCAACGCUUUUAUCAGAAACAACAACAACAACAACAACAAAAACAACAACAAGAACAACAACGUCAUCCAUAAUUGUUUAUGCUUCAUAUUUGGAACCGGAUGAACUAAUUCACGAAUUGGAUCGUCCCGUUCCGCUUACCUCCGUUCAAGGCGUUCUGGGACGUCAAGCUAUGCUGCCGUGUGAUAUUACACCAAUGGAACGUGACGAUGCGGUCUAUAUGGUAUUGUGGUUUCGGGAAGGUGAUGGUGAACCCAUUUAUAACUUUGACGUGCGGGGGAGACAAUUUGGCCAAGCUAGAUUAUGGUCGUCACCGUUAGCCUUUGGGCCCAGAGCUUACUUUAGCAGUACAUCGCAUCCUGCCCAGUUAAAAAUCGAUACCAUACGCAUCGAAGACGAAGGUGUAUACAGAUGUCGUGUGGAUUUUCGCAAUUCGCCAACAAGAAAUUUAAAAAUCAAUUUAACUGUAAUAGUACCACCAGAACGACCGAUUGUAUAUAAGCCAAAUCGUCAUGAAAAAAUCAGUAAUGUAGAAACCUUCAACGAAGGUAGCGAUAUUGUCUUAGUUUGCGAAGUAUCAGGAGGACGGCCACGGCCAAAUGUGACUUGGUAUUUGGAUAAUUCUGUGAUUGAUGAGUCAUUUGAGCAUCGUACAGACGGUAAGACCGUUAACCACUUGUCGUAUCCAAAUAUUGGACGACAACAUUUGAAUGCAAGAUUAGUUUGUGUGGCGAGCAAUACGAAUCUGACUCCACCGAAUAACAAAGUGGUCAUACUGGAUGUCAACUUGAAACCUAUUGCUGUACAUAUAAUGACAAAAGAUCGAUUCGUAUCAGCUGAUCGAACGUAUGAUAUUGAAUGCAAAUCUUCGGGUUCUAAACCACAAGCUGUAAUUACUUGGUGGAAGGGAAAUAAACAAUUAAAAAAAUUAACUAAAAAUUUUAAUGAACCUGACAAUCAAUCAUUAAGUAUAUUAACCUAUACACCUAGCCGAGAUGAUGAUGGUAAAUAUUUAACAUGCCGCGCAGAAAAUCAAUACAUUGAGGGCAGUGGUAUCGAGGACAAAUGGCGUUUAGUUGUUCACUAUCAGCCUACAACGCAUUUAAAAAUGGGUUCGUCGCUUAAUCCAGAUGAUAUUAAAGAAGGUGAUGACGUCUAUUUCGAAUGCGUUAUUCAAUCGAAUCCAAAGCCUUAUAAAAUGUCCUGGUUUCAUAAUGGCAAAGAAUUACAUCACAAUAUAUCAGCUGGUGUCAUACUAUCAGAUCAAUCACUUGUCUUACAAAGCGUUUCACGUGCAUCUGCCGGUGAUUACAACUGUCUGGCUGUAAACUCCGAAGGCAAAGGUUCCAGUAAUCCGGUGACAUUGCGUAUACGUUAUGCGCCCAUCUGUGCCAUAGACCACGACGAACUGUUGGGUGCCUUGAAGCAUGAAACUUUAACGUUAAAAUGUGAAGUAGAUGCAUCACCGCCUGCGGAUACAUUUCAUUGGACAUUUAAUUCAUCCGGCGAACAAACCGAAUUGCCAGCACGACUACAUUCAAGUGAAACGGGCUUAUCACGUCUAAAUUAUACUCCAACCACUGAUUUGGAUUAUGGUACUAUAUCAUGCUGGGCUCGCAAUAGCAUAGGCAUGCAAAAGAGUCCUUGCAUAUUUCAAAUUGUAGCUGCCGGACGACCGUUUCCAUUGCAAAAUUGUACCAUAAGUAAUCAAUCGGCUGAUUCUUUACAAGUUGAUUGCAUUGAAGGCUUUGAUGGUGGUUUACCACAAAGUUUUAUGUUGGAAUUGGUUGAAUUGAACAGUCUACGUUUGGCACGAAACAUAACUUUACCGCAUACUACCAGCCCGGUUACGUUUUUUAUUGAUAAUCUGGAUCCAACUGCUUUAUAUCGAAUGAUUAUAUUUGCUGUUAAUGCUAAAGGUCGUUCCGAGCCGAUAAUCAUUGAUGAUAUUAGUUUCAAAGGUGUUGCCAAAUUCACAGGUGCUUCCAAUGGUCUUACCGUACCCCUCUCUCCAUUCUUAGCUGGUCUAACUUUAUUUUGUGCUUUACUUUUUGCCGUCUCUUGUAUAAUAUUGGCAGCCAUCUAUAGAAGAUUUUCGAAUAGGCAAACAGAUAAUUUAAAACCGACGAAACAUACGCAAUUAUCUAUACCCGCUGAUUGUCAGUUGGAUCCGUUACAACCUAAUCGUCAUCACAACCAUUACGAGCAAAGUAAUCACCAGGCACAUCAUAGCCUUUUGCAGCCAAAUGUGGAUAAUAAAAUACAAAAUGCAUCCUCACCUACAUCAGCCGUUGUACCAGAUACCAGUACACUGAGGUCAACAACGCACAGUCAUAAUCGUUUAUCGCCACAAAUGAUGGCGGAGCCUGCCGAAAAUGAUGAUACUGAUCCCGAUGUUAUACCUAAUCAAUAUGAGAAACGUCCUUUAAAGCCUAUGAUGGCAUCACCUAUAUUUCGUAGUCCAUCAGCGCGAUUAUUACAACGCGAUUAUUGUACAAAUACCGAUGGCACCGAUACUACAUUGGGCAGUGGGAGUGUUAUUGGUGUUACCAAUGGCUCAACAUUAAGCAGUGUAGAUGGUUUUUCCAGUUUCGGCUCUAUAAAAAGUAAUAACGGUGGCGUUGGCAUCGGUAAUGAAGUACUGCACUAUACAUUUAGGCCGAGUAAACAAAUUAGCUAUGCGACUUUAAAUAAAAAAGGUAUCACUACAUGUAGCCCGCCAUUGGGUGCUGGUGGUGCUGCUGUCGCUGGAUUACCAUAUAGUACUACACCAACGACAUCGUCUUCAUUAUCAUCUUAUCAUCAUCCCACCACACAGCCUAUGGAGGUGAGUUUACUUAGUCCUAAUAAUCCAUCGGUAACAUCUUCGCUAAGUGAAUACCGAUUUCGGCCGGAAGUAGUAACCACCUCAAAUCGUAUACAGGAAAGUUGCAUAUAAACUUCUUUCUCUUUACAACUAACUAACUAAGCAAGCAAUUAUUGUAUAUAAAUAUGUAUGUAUGUAUGUAUGUAUGUAUGUAUGCUAUUUUAACGUAUUUUAUACGUGCAAAUUUAUAAUACAUUGUUGUUGUUAUUUAAGACGGUGAUAAUGUUGGAGGUUACUAAUGACAAUCUCGCCAUCAUUUAUUGUCAUGCAUUUAUUAUAUAAAAUCCUGAAAUUGCAUCUAUUGUGGUAUUUAGAUUUAAUACAAAAAUAUUUAAGAGCCACCACCACCACCACCACUACAAAAGUAAAGGAAUACAUUUUUGUUGGGAAAUAUUUAAAAUUUUGAGUUCAAAACGUAAUCAUCGGAUAUCGAAAUUUUCGCAACAAUUGUAGCAAAAAGGUUUCGAAAUUAAACCAAGAAUUAUUUAAGCCUGCUUUUCAGUAUGCGAAACAAAUAAUAGUCGUACGUUUUCAGGCCGACGUUUUACGGAAGAUUCACUAGAAUGACUGACCGACUGAACUAUUCUUACUUCAUGGCGGGCUUCUGAAUAUGGAUAUAUUUCGUUGAAAAAAUAUACCACACUACUACAUGUAACAUGUCAGCUCUUAAACGAUUUCCGAUGCGACCUGUUGCGAGUCUCUUAUACUUUGAUAACACUGCCAGAAAUAUAACUUGGAAGUUGACCCUAGUAGUUUGUAUUCAUUCUUAAAUUUUAAGUGGUGGAUAUAAAAAAUUUAUAAAAAUUUUCUUUAGUAC